Messenger RNA from Acanthoscelides obtectus, 715 nucleotides. Lineage: Eukaryota; Metazoa; Arthropoda; Insecta; Coleoptera; Chrysomelidae. The record is from the annotation of a GenBank genome assembly.
AUUGAUUAAAAUGUACGGUUCAAAAGAAUUAUUGUGGAAUAGCAAAAGUCGUUUUUAUCAUGAUAAAGCGCUCAGAGAAGAUGCAUGGAGAGAAAUAAGAGCUGAAAUAGGAGUAUCUGUGCCAGAACUGAAGAAAAAAAUGACCGUGCUCUUGUCAUCUUACAGAAGAGAAAAAUGGAGAUUAUCUAAAAGCCAAAUUACUGGCUCUGGUCGAGAUAGUAUUUAUGUAUCAAAAUGGUUUAGUUUUGACGAUUUCAGUUUCAUGCAAGACAAGCUUACACCCAAUGACACAACAGACACUAUGCAGGAACCUACAUCACAUAAUGAAGGAGAAUCUUCACAAGGAACUCCAGAAGAAACUUUACAACAAAAUAAUGAAGAAAAUAUUGCAGGGUGGUCUGAUAAUAUGAAUGAACAAUCAAAAGAGGUUGAUACCUCCAAGGUUCCAGAAAAACCUGCUAAGAAGAACGCAAAGAAACGAAAACAUGAUGAAGAGGAAAACGAAAUGUUGACGGAAGCAUUUAAAAUUCUUACUGAAACGUCUCAAGCUACUGAUCCAUAUUUCAGUUAUGGCCAACACAUAGCAAAUGAAUUGAGAAAGUAUGACAAUCACACUUUAAUAUACGUGAAACAACCAAUAAAUCAUGUCAUUUUUGAGGCUGAUUUAGGCAAGUACCGUCCAACGUAUCAGUACACGACACAACAAGAAACUUAA